GGCAGCAUCCAGAGCAUCCUCGCAGGGGUGUGGCUCCCCUCGCCCCUCCUCCAAUCGGAACUUUUUAGGAGGGGGCCUGCCAAGAAGAUCGAUGCAGGGUUGCUAGGAGAUAGCAGCGUCUCCCCUUCUUGCCCCGGCUGCCGGUGCAGGUGCAGAGCAGUGGGGAAAGCAGCUGAUCGCAUUGCUCCGUGUGUGGCUCAUGCAGUCACCCAGCAGCAUGGGAGCGCAGGAUGCUCCUGCUUCCGAGGACUCCUUGCUGGUCCCAGCUCCCGGGCCGCGCCGAGAGCAAGAGGCAGCUUCAAAGUUAUCCCUAGAGAAAUAAUCCUCCCCCCGCGGAUCUGCAGGCAGCUGGUGCUGGCUGGGAAUAGGAAGCCUGCACAAUCUGCCCCCCUCGCCUCCCUUCUCUUGACAGCCCCGGCCAGGCUGGUAAUUUAAGGCUCUGCACCAAGCUCCCCCCAGCUGAAAGGAGGGGAAGGAAGGAUGCGGCUCCGCAGCAGGGAGCCCCCAGUAGAAGCCUGGCCGUGGCGAGCCCCAGUCGGGCCGGUGCGCGGGAAGCGGGCUCAGGAGAAGCGAGGCGCAGGGAAGCGGGGGGUUAAUUGGUGAGCGCAGAUCCCCCCCCCCUCACACCCAGUCUCCCCCCUCCCUGCCAGGCGCACGGGAGGCCUUGAUGCGCUGCCAGCGGGACUCGGUCUAGAGCCGGGGGGGACGCGGGAGGCGCUGCUCUCCCCACACAAGUUUGGACUUUCCGGGGGGUGGCAAACUCCCUCGCGGAUCUUAAAGGGCAAAUGAGAGGGAGCGCGGAGCCCGGCAGCGAUCCGGAGCCCAGGAGCAGCCGCACCCCCGGGAGGUACCUUCCCGCACGAGAUUUCUGCCGGGAUUUGGCUGCUCCCAGGACCCUAAGCUUGGAGUUCUGUAAACGAUAUAAAAUAACUAUCCGCGCAUGUAUCCAGCCGUGUGUACAUAGAUGUGCAUAUCUGUGGGCUUGAUGGAAAGUCUUGUUGGCUUGUUCUUCCCUUGCUUGUGGGACAGCACUUCACAUUUGGCAAUGGGUCAAGAGGACUAAGGGGCAUGUCUACUUCUGCCCAUGCUUCUUAAAGCUGCCAAAACAGGACCAAUGAAGAUGUUCACUAGGCUGCAUGUGCUUGCCCUUGCUUUGCUCUCCAAAGGAGUUUUCCUUUCCCUAAGUGACCAUAACUUUUUAAGAAAGGAAAUUAAGAUAGAAGGAGACUUAGUCUUAGGUGGUUUAUUCCCAAUUAAUGAAAAAGGCACCGGGACAGAAGAAUGUGGGAGAAUCAAUGAAGACCGAGGCAUCCAGCGCUUGGAGGCUAUGCUGUUUGCCAUUGAUGAAAUCAACAGAGACAAUUACUUGCUCCCAGGAAUUAAGCUUGGAGUUCAUAUUUUGGACACAUGUUCAAGGGACACAUACGCUUUAGAACAGUCUCUGGAGUUUGUCAGGGCAUCUUUGACAAAAGUGGACGAAGCGGAGUAUAUGUGCCCCGAUGGAUCUUACGCCAUUCAAGAAAACAUUCCAUUACUCAUUGCAGGUGUCAUAGGUGGUUCUUACAGCAGUGUCUCCAUACAGGUUGCAAAUUUGCUGAGGCUAUUCCAGAUCCCUCAGAUCAGCUACGCUUCCACCAGUGCCAAGCUGAGUGACAAGUCCCGCUAUGAUUAUUUCGCAAGGACAGUCCCCCCCGACUUCUAUCAAGCAAAAGCAAUGGCUGAGAUCUUACGGUUCUUCAACUGGACCUAUGUGUCAACGGUUGCCUCAGAAGGAGACUAUGGAGAGACAGGGAUCGAAGCCUUUGAACAGGAGGCUCGCCUCCGGAACAUCUGUAUUGCCACCUCAGAGAAGGUUGGCAGGUCCAACAUCAGGAAGUCCUAUGACAGUGUGAUCAGAGAGCUGCUUCAGAAACCCAACGCAAGAGUGGUCGUGCUCUUCAUGCGUAGCGAUGACUCUCGGGAGCUCAUUGCUGCCGCUAACCGAUUCAAUGUUUCCUUUACGUGGGUCGCCAGUGACGGCUGGGGGGCCCAGGAAAGUGUUGUCAAGGGCAACGAACAUGUAGCUUAUGGAGCAAUAACCCUGGAACUUGCGUCCCACCCAGUUAAAGAGUUUGACAGGUACUUCCAAAGUCUCAAUCCUAAUAAUAACCAUCGCAAUCCUUGGUUCAGGGACUUCUGGGAGCAAAAAUUCCAGUGCAGUCUCCAGAACAGAAAGCCGCACAGAAAAGCUUGUGACAAACACUUAAAUAUCAACAGUUCCAAUUACGAGCAGGAAUCCAAGAUCAUGUUUGUGGUGAAUGCUGUGUACGCGAUGGCCCACGCUUUGCACAAAAUGCAACGGACACUGUGCCCCAACACCACCAAACUUUGCGAUGCCAUGAAACUUCUGGAUGGCAAGAAGCUGUAUAAAGAUUACCUACUGAAAGUUAACUUCACAGCUCCAUUUAACCCUCCCAAUGCUGCGGACAGCAUGGUCAAAUUUGACACCUAUGGAGAUGGGCUAGGCCGAUACAACGUGUUCAAUUUCCAGUACGCCGGAGGCAGAUAUUCCUACCUGAAGGUUGGUCACUGGGCAGAAAUCUUGUCACUGGACGUAGACUCAAUUCACUGGUCCAAAAGCUCUGUCCCCACUUCCCAGUGUAGCGACCCCUGUGCUCCUAAUGAAAUGAAGAAUAUGCAGCCAGGAGAUGUCUGCUGUUGGAUCUGCAUUGCCUGUGAGCCCUUUGAAUACUUGGCUGAUGAAUUUACCUGUGCAGACUGUGGGCUUGGGCAGUGGCCCACUGCUGACCUGACUGGCUGCUAUGACCUACCAGAAGACUAUGUCAAGUGGGAAGAUGCCUGGGCAAUAGGCCCUGUUACCAUUGCAUGUCUAGGUUUUAUUUGUACCUUCAUGGUUGUGGCAGUCUUUAUCAAGCACAACAACACUCCCCUGGUCAAAGCUUCCGGCCGUGAACUGUGUUACAUAUUACUCUUCGGGGUCUUCCUGUCUUACAGCAUGACAUUCUUCUUCAUAGCCAAGCCUUCUCCGGCCAUCUGCACCUUACGCCGUUUGGGGCUGGGAAGUUCUUUUUCAGUUUGCUAUGCCGCCCUGCUGACAAAGACAAACUGCAUAGCCAGAAUAUUUAACGGUGUGAAGAAUGGUGCUCAACGGCCUAAAUUCAUCAGCCCCAGCUCUCAGGUCUUCAUCUGCCUGAGCCUCAUCUUGGUACAGAUCAUGGUGGUGUCUGUGUGGCUUAUAGUAGAGUCCCCGGGCACCAGACGGUAUACUCUUCCUGAGAAAAGGGAGACUGUCAUAUUGAAAUGCAAUGUCAAAGAUUCCAGUAUGUUAAUCUCCUUAACAUAUGACGUAAUCCUUGUUGUCUUAUGCACUGUAUAUGCCUUCAAAACAAGGAAGUGCCCAGAAAACUUCAACGAAGCCAAGUUUAUCGGUUUCACAAUGUACACAACAUGCAUCAUUUGGCUGGCCUUCCUCCCCAUAUUUUAUGUGACAUCUAGUGACUACAGAGUGCAGACCACCACCAUGUGCAUCUCUGUCAGUCUGAGUGGCUUUGUUGUGCUCGGCUGUUUGUUCGCGCCCAAAGUGCACAUCAUCCUCUUCCAGCCACAGAAGAACGUGGUCACUCACAGACUCCAUCUCAACAGGUUCAGCGUCAGUGGGACCGGAACCACUUACUCCCAGUCAUCUGCUAGUAUGUAUGUUCCGACAGUCUGCAAUGGACGGGAAAUCCUAGAUUCUACCACCUCAUCUCUGUGAUUGUGACUCGCAGUUCAGUUCUCGAGUUUUUAGACUGUUAAACAAAA
Molecule: messenger RNA, 3801 nt
Organism: Gopherus flavomarginatus (Mexican gopher tortoise)
Lineage: Eukaryota; Metazoa; Chordata; Testudines; Testudinidae
Gene: GRM3
Product: glutamate metabotropic receptor 3
Exons: 7
Coding region: 1085-3754 (889 amino acids)
Biological process (GO): regulation of synaptic transmission, glutamatergic; G protein-coupled glutamate receptor signaling pathway
Cellular component (GO): membrane
Molecular function (GO): group II metabotropic glutamate receptor activity
Source: RefSeq, a predicted model, not a curated record